AUGGCAAUUAUUGGCUUCCUUUCAGUCUUUGCCAGCAGUACUUCUGAUCCUAACUUACCAGCCCAGCACAAUCACAAGUGUCUUAGAAGAUGUGGAGAAAUUAUUCUUCGAUUAAAUAACGAAAGCAGAGGCGAGAGGAGGGUUCUCCUCGAGGAGACUCGAGACGCUGCCGUGCCCCCGGGGAGAGGCUGCAGGUGCCCCGGCCAGGGGCCGCCCGACUCCCGCUACCCCGCUGCCCGUCCCGCCCGCAGCCAACCGGGGCCCCCCGACGGGCGGUGCCGCCCGGUCCCGUCCCCGCCCCGGAGGGAGCGCGGCCGCCCCGCGGUGCCGGACGUGUGCGGGAGCGCGGCCGAGCCGCCGCCGACCCCCGCCCGCCGGCCGGAGAGAGCCGCGUCCCGCCGGGAGCGGGCAGGGAGGGGAGCGGGGAAGGAGGCAGCGAGGGAAGGAGGCAGCGAGGGAAGGAGGCAGCGAGGGAAGGAGGCAGCGAGGGAAGGAGGCAGCCUGGCGGCGGCGGGCGCCCCGCCGGGUCGCGCCCUGAGUCCCCGCCGAGCUCCCUCGGGGAAGGCGCCCGGCUGCCCUCCCGCUCCGCCGCUGCCCCGGCGGUCGCCGGGCGGUUCUUGCCGGCGCCGGGGCCCCGUCCCUGAAGCCGCCUCCGCGCCGUGCCCCGUCCCGUUCCCCGGCCCGUCCCUCAGGCUACGGCGCUGGCCCGGGAGGAGCCGCAGCCCUGCCGCCGCUCGGGCAAUGAAUGGAAGCGCGAUCAGCGGUCCCUUCCUCCUUCCCGUCCUCCCAACCCCGCACAACUUCGGCGGUGCCGCUGCCUCACCUCUGCCGGGCAGAGGCGGCUCCUCCGCGCUGGGGCUCCGCUCUCGCCGCCGCCUCCGGCCCGCGCCCCGCCGGGCUCUCCCUCCUCCGCGCCCGCCGCGACCAUGCACCGAGGGAGGAGGAAUGGGAUCCCGGCGAGGGCCGACCCGGCCGCCCCCAGCCGGAGGGAGGGAGCCGCGGCGAGGGGCGGGGAGGGACGGGACGCGGGCGCCCUGCCCUGCCCAGGACCGGCCCCCUCACACUGACGUGCCCCGCUCCCGCAGCGCCCAGAGCGGGAGCGCCCAGAGCGCGGCCGGGCGCAGAGGCAGCGAGGGCGGGCGUGCCCCGGGCGCUAUCGCAGCCGGGUAA
Molecule: messenger RNA, 1170 nt
Organism: Prinia subflava (tawny-flanked prinia)
Lineage: Eukaryota; Metazoa; Chordata; Aves; Passeriformes; Cisticolidae
Product: potassium/sodium hyperpolarization-activated cyclic nucleotide-gated channel 2-like
Exons: 2
Coding region: 1-1170 (389 amino acids)
Source: RefSeq, a predicted model, not a curated record